AUGAAGUUGAUGUAUGAUGCCAUGAAUGAUCAUGAAAAUGUGGUAAACUGGAGGAGUAUUUUUCAUAGAAAUAUGGCUAGACCCAGGGCUAACUUUGUUACUUGGAUGUUAUGCCAUGAGAAGCCUGCAACAAAGGAUAUGCUUAGGAGGUUUAACUUGAUCACUGAUAGUAUUUGUAGUAUCUGUAAGUCUGCUGAUGAGUCCAUAGCUCAUCUCUUCUUUGAGUGCAGGGAGAAUCAAGAGGUGUGGGGCCAAAUUCUGCAGUGGAUUGAUAAUGCUCACAGUCCUCUCCCAUGGGCUGAGGAAUUGAAAUGGCUAGCAAAGGAAGCAAACAAGAAAGGUUGGAGGGCCAGCCUGUUGAAAAUGGCUUUUUCUGAAACUGUAUAUGGUAUAUGGUAUAGAAGAAAUAAUAUAGUUUUUGCCAAAGGUGCUAACACAAAUAUAGUUAAAAGUAUCAUAGACAAUAUUGUGUAUAGAAAUUGGCUGUCUAAGAAGCUUAGAGAUCAUGUGGCCCUCUUGAUGAUGUAA
Messenger RNA from Vicia villosa (hairy vetch), 528 nucleotides. RefSeq lists its product as uncharacterized. Lineage: Eukaryota; Viridiplantae; Streptophyta; Magnoliopsida; Fabales; Fabaceae. Bases 1 to 528 code for a protein of 175 amino acids. The record is from RefSeq and is a predicted model, not a curated record. The transcript has a single exon.